AUGUCUUCCGACGACGAACGCCAGAAGGCUCUCGACUCGUACCGGGGCAAGCUGCUCGAAUCGCGGGAAUGGGAAGCUAAGCUUAAGGCCCUCCGCCUCGAGAUCAAGGACUUGCAGAGAGAGUACGAUCGGACCGAGGACAACAUCAAGGCCCUGCAGAGUGUCGGUCAGAUCAUCGGCGAAGUUCUGAAGCAGCUCGAUGACGAAAGAUUUAUCGUAAAGGCCUCUUCUGGUCCCAGAUAUGUCGUGGGGUGCAGAUCAAAGGUCGACAAGAUCAAGCUCAAGCAGGGAACCCGCGUGGCCCUCGACAUGACGACACUCACCAUUAUGCGCAUGCUCCCCCGCGAAGUCGACCCCCUCGUCUACAACAUGUCCUUGGAGGAUCCCGGCCAGGUCAGCUUCGCCGGUAUCGGUGGCCUUAAUGACCAGAUCCGUGAACUGCGGGAGGUCAUCGAGCUGCCGCUCAAGAACCCCGAGCUCUUCCUGCGCGUGGGCAUCAAGCCGCCCAAGGGUGUCCUUCUCUACGGGCCUCCCGGUACGGGAAAGACGUUGCUGGCUCGUGCCGUUGCCAGCAGUCUCGAGACCAACUUCCUGAAGGGUGUGUACAAGCUCAUCGUCUCGUCAGCGAUCGUCGACAAAUAUAUCGGAGAGUCAGCCCGUCUGAUUCGUGAGAUGUUCGGAUACGCCAAGGAGCACGAGCCCUGCAUUAUCUUCAUGGACGAGAUUGACGCCAUCGGUGGACGCAGAUUCUCCGAGGGAACUAGUGCGGAUCGUGAGAUCCAGAGAACGUUGAUGGAGCUGCUGAACCAGCUCGACGGCUUCGACUACCUCGGCAAGACCAAGAUCAUCAUGGCGACCAACAGGCCCGACACGCUCGACCCCGCCCUGCUGCGUGCCGGACGUCUGGACCGCAAGAUCGAGAUCGCCCUGCCGAACGAGGUCGGCCGUUUGGAGAUUCUCAAGAUCCACGCCUCUGGCGUCGUAACGGAGGGCGAGAUCGACUUUGAGAGUGUGGUCAAGAUGAGCGACGGUCUCAACGGUGCGGAUUUGAGAAACGUCGUUACGGAAGCCGGCUUGUUCGCCAUCAAGGACUACAGGGACGCGAUCAACCAGGACGACUUCAACAAGGCAGUACGCAAGGUUGCCGAGUCCAAGAAGCUGGAGGGCAAGCUCGAGUACCAGAAGCUUGGCAUUUUCGGCUACGUCAACUACCUGGUGGAGAAGGACAGGAAAUUCAUUCUCGAGACCUUGAUCAAUGGUCUCUCCCGUCUCGAGUACCGUGGCUAUGACUCCGCCGGCCUAGCUGUCGACGGUGACAAGAAGAACGAGGUUUUCGCCUUCAAGGAGGUUGGCAAGGUUGCCAAGCUCAAGCAGCUCAUCGCCGAGUCCAAGGUCGACGAGACCAAGUACUUCGACUCACACGCCGGUAUCGCCCACACUCGCUGGGCUACUCACGGCCCCCCUUCUCGUCUGAACUGCCACCCCCACAGGUCCGACCCUACGUGGGAGUUCACCGUCGUCCACAAUGGUAUCAUCACCAACUACAAGGAGCUGAAGACGCUCUUGGGCGCCAAGGGCUUCAAGUUCGAGACCGACACCGACACCGAGUGCAUUGCUAAGCUCGCCAAGUACUUGUACGACCAGCACCCCAAGGUCGGCUUCACCGACCUCGCCAAGGCUGUCAUCAACGAGCUCGAGGGUGCCUACGGUCUUCUCAUCAAGUCCGUCCACUACCCCCACGAGGUCAUCGCUGCUCGCAAGGGUUCUCCCCUUGUCAUUGGUGUCAAGACCCAGAAGCGCAUGAAGGUCGACUUCGUCGAUGUUGAGUACGCCGACGAGCAGUCUGCUCUCCCCGCUGAGGCCGCCUCUCAGAACAAUGCUCUCAAGAAGCAGCAGGACAACUUCUUGAACCCCAAUGCUCUGCUGGGCGCCCCGGACAAGUCUCUUCUGCACCGCUCUCAGUCGCGUGCAUUCAUGACCGACGAUGGCAUGCCCAUGCCCACCGAGUUCUUCCUGUCUUCUGACCCGUCCGCUAUUGUCGAGCACACUAAGAAGGUCAUGUACCUCGAGGACGACGACAUUGCCCACAUCCACGAGGGAUCCCUGAACAUUCACCGCCUUAAGAAGGCCGAUGGCAGCUCCAACGUGCGCACCAUUCAGACUUUGGAGCUCGAGCUCCAAGAGAUCAUGAAGGGCAAGUUCGACCACUUCAUGCAGAAGGAGAUCUUCGAGCAGCCCGAGUCCGUCGUCAACACCAUGAGAGGUCGUCUCGACAUUGCCAACAAGACCGUUACUCUUGGUGGUCUGCGCUCUUACAUUUCCACUAUUCGUCGGUGCCGCAGAAUCAUUUUUAUUGCGUGUGGUACUAGUUAUCACUCAUGCAUGGCUGUCCGUGGUGCGUUUGAGGAGCUGGCCGAGAUUCCUAUCGCCGUCGAGUUGGCUUCCGACUUCCUCGAUAGACAGGCUCCUGUCUUCCGCGACGACACUUGCGUCUUCGUCUCUCAGUCCGGUGAGACUGCUGACUCUCUCAUGGCUCUCCGCUACUGCUUGGAGCGUGGUGCCCUGACAGUUGGUAUCGUCAACGUCGUCGGUUCUUCAAUCUCCCUCCUUACCCACUGCGGUGUCCACGUCAACGCCGGCCCUGAGAUCGGUGUUGCAUCCACCAAGGCCUACACUUCGCAAUUCAUCGCCAUGGUCAUGUUUGCGCUCUCCCUUAGCGAGGACCGCGCCUCCAAGCAGAAGCGCCGUGAAGAGAUUAUGGAGGGUCUCGCCAAGAUCCCCGAGCAGAUCAAGGACAUCCUUACCCAGGACCAGUCUAUCAAGGAGCUCUGCUCCAAGACCUUCCAGAACCAGAAGUCCCUGCUGCUGCUCGGCCGUGGCAGUCAGUUCUCUACUGCCCUCGAGGGUGCACUGAAGAUCAAGGAAAUUUCCUACCUUCACUGCGAGGCUGUCAUGUCCGGUGAGCUGAAGCACGGUGUUCUGGCCCUCGUCGACGAGAACUUGCCUAUCAUCAUGAUUCUUACUCGCGACAACCUCUUCAAGAAGUCGCUCAACGCCUACCAACAAGUCAUUGCUCGUAGCGGCAAGCCCAUCGUCAUCUGCAACCCUGCCGAUGAGGAGUUCAAGUCCAGCGAGGCGGAGAAGAUUGAGAUCCCCAAGAACGUCGACGUUCUCCAGGGUAUCCUCAACGUCAUUCCCCUCCAGCUGAUCGCCUACUGGCUCGCUGUUAUGGAGGGUCUGAACGUUGACUUCCCUCGUAACCUGGCCAAGUCCGUUACCGUCGAGUAA
This is a messenger RNA of Colletotrichum karsti, 3288 nucleotides long. RefSeq names its product glucosamine-fructose-6-phosphate aminotransferase. Gene Ontology annotation, molecular function: ATP binding; L-glutamine:D-fructose-6-phosphate transaminase (isomerizing) activity; ATP hydrolysis activity. Gene Ontology annotation, biological process: UDP-N-acetylglucosamine metabolic process; fructose 6-phosphate metabolic process; protein N-linked glycosylation. Lineage: Eukaryota; Fungi; Ascomycota; Sordariomycetes; Glomerellales; Glomerellaceae. The transcript has 8 exons. The record is from RefSeq and is a predicted model, not a curated record. The coding region runs from base 1 to 3288 and encodes 1095 amino acids.